This is a messenger RNA of Vollenhovia emeryi, 924 nucleotides long. RefSeq lists its product as uncharacterized. Bases 1 to 924 code for a protein of 307 amino acids. The transcript has a single exon. The record is from RefSeq and is a predicted model, not a curated record. Lineage: Eukaryota; Metazoa; Arthropoda; Insecta; Hymenoptera; Formicidae.
AUGAGCGGGGCCCUGAGCAGAUUGAUGCCGAACUUAAGAGGACCAAGCGAGCAUAAAAGAAGACUAUUUUACACUGUGGUCUUGUCGGUUGUGAUAUACGCGUCGCCGGUGUGGAGUCCGACAUAUAGCAGAAACAGGAGAUUGCACCCUAUACUAAGAGGCGUUCAAAGAACGAUAGCACUGCGGAUGGCGGCGGCAUACAGGACGACCUCGCUGGACGCGGCAACGCUUCUGGUCAGGGUGCCGCCCGUGGAGUUUCUGCUGACGGCGAGGGAGAGACUGUACGAGAAGGGCAGCGCUGCCCGGGCGGCCGGAGCGUGGACCAGGGAGGCGGCUGAGGAGGCAAGGGCGGAAAUCUCAGAACAGACUAGAGCGGAGUGGAGAGAGCACCUGGGAAAGCUAAAUGUCGCGGGUGCUAGGACAAGAGAGGCUAUACUACCAGUGUUUGAGGAAUGGAUGAACCGGGGUUACGGAAAAGUUACCUUUAGGAUAACCCAGCUGCUGACGGGUCACGGGUGCUUUGGGACCUACCUCAGACGGAUAGGUAAGGCGGUGUGCCCGUACUGCUGGGAAGAAGGAGGGGAAGGGGAAAUCGACUCAGCAGAGCACACGAUUGCGGACUGCAGAACCUGGAGUGCGGAACGCGCGGAGCUAACCACGGUGAUUGGAGAAGACCUGUCUCUGAGAGGAGUGGUGCAACAGAUGGUCGAGACGAGGGAGAAGUGGGCCGCUUUCUCUCUCUUCGUCGAGAGGGUAAUGAGGAGCAAGGAGGAGGCUGAACGGAGACGCCAAGAACAGGAGCGGGAAGCCCAAAUGGCCGCGGGGGGAAGGGUGCUAGAUGGCCGUGGCGCUGGAGGAGCACGGGGAUCAGAGGAGUGGACUCGGACGACCACCUGGACCGCUCAGAGGAUUGAAGCCCCUUGA